Molecule: messenger RNA, 1056 nt
Organism: Ascochyta rabiei
Lineage: Eukaryota; Fungi; Ascomycota; Dothideomycetes; Pleosporales; Didymellaceae
Exons: 2
Coding region: 1-1056 (351 amino acids)
Biological process (GO): negative regulation of transcription by RNA polymerase II; cell differentiation; anatomical structure morphogenesis
Molecular function (GO): RNA polymerase II cis-regulatory region sequence-specific DNA binding; DNA-binding transcription factor activity, RNA polymerase II-specific
Source: RefSeq, a predicted model, not a curated record
AUGACCACCGAAGUUUACCUGUCACCGGCGCUCGCCAAAGAGCUUUCCCCCACUACUGCGGAUAGAGACGCCAUGGCACAAUUUCAGAGUGCACUCGAUGCUUGCGUUCACGGCUGGCAUCGCGGCAAUGAAGUAAUUUUACUUCAAAGCGAUAUCCAGGAGCUUUUUGGCGAUAUGCUCAUGCAGUAUUUCGAACGCAGUCUGAUCCAACAGGUGGGACAGCCUGUUUCCUUCACCUUCUCGAAUGACAGAAACGGUUGCCAGACGCUCGUCCAGAUGCCGAAUAACCAUCACGUCCAAUCCCACUCCCAGAUGCUUCCCACCAGCGCAUAUACCUGCACGCAAACAUCCCAACAGCCAGCCAUCCAAAUCAACAACGUAUCCGCUGGCGUGAGGAAGGCACCUCGCCCAAUGAAUUGCUGGAUCAUCUUUCGAGAUGCUAUGCACAAGCAGCUGAAAACAGAGAGCCCACACCUUACUGUACAGCAAAUCUCCACUCGAUGCUCGCAAAUGUGGCAUGACCUUUCUCCUGCAGAGAAGAAGCCUUGGCAAGCAGCAGCUAAGUCAGCGAAGGCAGAACAUCUGCGCGCACAUCCAGACUACAAGUACUGCCCUCGCAAGCCUGGCGAGAAAAAAAAGCGACGGUCUCGUAAGGGAAAGCAAGUCCCCACUUUUGCUGCAGAUCCCGCCCUUUUCAAGUUCUCGCUGGUUCCGGAAUCGACAGUAUAUACACACAACAACCUCGAGCCUCUCAGCCUCGCAGAAGCAUUGCCUCCAGUUGGCGAACUGCAUGUCGAUUUUGGCGCCGCCUUCGCUGCUGAUGUGGCGCAGAUGAUUGAACCAACAACACUGCUAGGAAUGGAUAUGGACAAUCUGGUUCCGGCUGAUUAUCUCCAUGAUGCGGAAAGUCUUCGUCACGAUCGGCUCGAAGCCGAGUUUGGGCUCAAUCUCGAAGGCACCAUGCCAUUCGAACUGUUUGGCGAAGAGGCUUUCGCUUUCCGCGCCGGCGCAGAUGGCAAUGCGACUCUUCCAUCGAUCUACUCUGAUCUAUAUUGA